Myripristis murdjan (pinecone soldierfish) is the source of this 7005-nucleotide messenger RNA. It is a transcript of the gene shank2b, whose product is annotated as SH3 and multiple ankyrin repeat domains 2b. Gene Ontology annotation, molecular function: ionotropic glutamate receptor binding; synaptic receptor adaptor activity. Gene Ontology annotation, cellular component: postsynaptic density; postsynaptic membrane; dendritic spine. The coding region runs from base 65 to 5749 and encodes 1894 amino acids. The record is from RefSeq and is a predicted model, not a curated record. The transcript is spliced from 24 exons. Lineage: Eukaryota; Metazoa; Chordata; Actinopteri; Holocentriformes; Holocentridae.
CCGGGGCGCAGCAGCGGGACCUCCUCCUUCAGAAAGCUUUUCACCUCUGGAUGUUGUGGCUGAAAUGCUGAAUCCGCCGGGCCUGCUGACUAUGCCCCGGAGCCCCACCUCCAGCGAGGAUGAGAUGGCCCAGAGCUUUUCCGACUACUCUGACGACACUGCCUCUGACAGCUCCCGCGAGGAGACAAUCUACGAGACCAUAAGGGCCACUGCCGAGCCACCGCCGAACCGCAUGGAAGACGUUCACACACACUCGCUGGUCAUACGUGUCAUCAUCCCUGACCUGCAGCAGACAAAAUGUAUGCGGUUCAACCCGGAUGCCACAGUCUGGGUUGCCAAGCAGCGGAUCCUGUGUACACUGAGUCAGAGCCUGAAGGACGUGCUCAACUACGGCCUUUUCCAGCCAGCUAGCAACGGGAGGGAUGGCAAGUUCCUGGACGAAGAGCGCAUCCUCCGGGAGUAUCCCCAGCCAAUCAGCAAGGGCGUCCCGUCUUUGGAGUUUCGCUAUAAGAGCAGAGUCUAUAGGCAGCCCCAUGUGGAUGAGAAGCAGAUUGCUAAACUUCACACAAAGGCCAAUCUGAGGAAGUUCAUGGACCUCAUUCAGCAUCAUCAAGUGGACAAGGUAUCCAAAUUGCUGGAGAGAGGCCUCGACCCCAACUACCAUGACACUGAGACCGGUGAGACCCCGUUGACAUUUGCUGCCCAUCUAGACAACGCAGUGGAGCUCAUCAAGGUGCUGAAGAAUGGAGGGGCCCACUUAGACUUCAGAGCCAAAGACGGCAUGACGGCAAUCCAUAAAGCUGCCAGGUCCAAGAACCAGGUUACACUCACGACGCUGCUGGAGCUGGGAGCCUCUCCAGACUACAAAGACAGCCGUGGCCUGACUCCUCUGUACCACAGUGUGGUGGUAGGAGGAGACCCAGGCUGCUGCGAGCUGCUGCUGCACCACCACGCCUCCGUCUGCUGCCAGGACGAGAACGGCUGGCAUGAGGUUCACCAGGCUUGCCGUCACGGCCAUGUGCAGCAUUUGGAGCAUCUAUUAUUCUAUGGGGCAGACAUGAGCGCCCAGAAUGCCUCGGGAAACGCCGCACUACACAUCUGUGCCCUAUACAACCAGGAUAACUGUGCCAGAGUGCUGCUUGUUCGUGGAGCUGACAAAGAAGUGAAGAACUACAACAGCCAGAGUCCAUUUCAGGUUGCCAUCAUUGCUGGGAACUUCGAGCUUGCUGAACUCAUAAAGAACCACAAACAGACAGACGUAGUGCCUUUCCGCGAGGCUCCGGCCUACUCCAAGCGCCGCCGGGGUCCAGCUCCUGGCAACGGCAGCGGCAACAGCCCAUCCUCCUCCUCGUUAUCAGCGCCACGGGUCCUCCUGCGCUCCAACAGUGACAACAACCUGACAGUCAGCCAGUACCAGCAGCAGCAGCCGUCUCCUGGCAACUGGGCCCCCCAUUCGCAGCAACACCAACACCCUCACCCACACGGGGGCCCCCUGCAGGGUCACCCGCAGCCUGGCUCCUCAGCCUUACAUCGCAGCCUGUCACCCCAGCUGUUCCAGCAGAUGCCCAGCGGCAGCCCCAAUGGCAACGUGGUGGUCCGGACCAUGGGGAGGGGGGCGAGGAGCAGGUCGCCCUCCCUCAGUCGACUGGGGGACGAGGCAAGACGGGCUCAACCUGCGCAGCGCCAGGCCAGUCCCGGCGGUCAUGUGGAGGCGGUGGCCACCAGGAGGAAGCUGUACAGCGCCGUUCCAGGCAGACACUUUGUGGUGGUUCGUCCCUACACUCCCCAGGCGGAGGGAGAGAUCAACCUCUACAAGAACGACCGGGUCAAAGUUCUGAGCAUCGGAGAGGGGGGUUUCUGGGAGGGCAGCGCCCGUGGCCAGGUGGGCUGGUUUCCAGCUGACUGUGUGGAGGAGAUCCCGGCCAAGGCCAGCGAGGAGAGGAGCUAUUCCCGAGCGGACCGCGCUGACCGACGCAAGCUCUUCCGACACUACACUGUGGGGUCUUACGACAGCUUCGACGCCUCCAGUGACUGCGUGGUGGACGAGAAGACGGUGGUGCUCCAGAAAAAGGAAAAUGAGGGCUUUGGCUUCGUCCUGCGGGGGGCAAAAGCGGAUACGCCCAUCGAGGAGUUUACUCCCACCCCUGCCUUCCCCGCCCUGCAGUACCUGGAGUCGGUGGAUGAGGGAGGAGUGGCCUGGCAGGCGGGGCUCAGGACGGGGGACUUCCUCAUCGAGGUGAACCAGGAGAAUGUGGUGAAGGUGGGCCACAGACAGGUGGUCAACAUGAUACGCCAGGGGGGAAACCGACUCCUGAUCAAAGUGGUGACGGUGAGCCGGAAUCUGGACCCCGAGGACACGGCGCGCAAAAAAGCCCCUCCACCACCAAAGAGAGCCCCCACCACAGCACUGUCCAUGCGCUCCAAGUCGAUGACCUCUGAACUGGAAGAACUAGUGGAUAAAGCCACUCUAAGGAAAAAGAAAGGUGACAAAGUGGAUGAGGUGUCACCUAUCCAGAAGAACGCAACAGUCGAUAUGAAGGUAGCCACCAUUAAACCACGCCCAUCUAGUCGCUGCUUGGUUACACCGACUGACAUGAAUUCCAUGUAUCAUGACCGCCAGGGAGUAGCAGUGGUGCCACCCACUGUGCCAGGGGCAUUUCUGGGGAUACCUGCCAAGGGCACCAUGAAAAAACAGAAGUCCAUAGGUACGUCGGAGGAUGAUAAACAGGGAUUCCUCACACCUCCUCUUCUCAAGUUCUCCCGAAGCCUUUCUAUGCCGGACACCUCAGAGGACAUUCCCCCUCCCCCAGCCAUUUCACCCCCCUCUCCACCCGCCUACAACUCAGCGGCCACCUCUACACCCAGGGGCUAUGGUACCACACGGCCCGGCUUCACCCAGAACUCCCCUGUCAAUGCAGUGACAACUAUCAGCCGGACUACCGACGUUGGUACGUUAAGGCGUGGCUAUUACCGCCAGAGCUCGGAGCAGUUUGAGAGCACACGUAGUCGAGGGCGGGCACCGGUGCCUGAGAAUCCUUAUUCCGAGGUGGGCAAUAAGACACUAUACGUGCCAGCCAAGCCAGCCCGAAGGAAGGGCAUGCUGGUAAAGCAGCCCAAUGUUGAGGACAGCCCCGAGAAAACGUGCCACAUGCCAGCAAGCCCCUCAGGCCCGGUGUCCAUGCCUACCACACCUACAGAGAGAACGUGCUCUUCCAUCCCCAUCCCCACCAUCAUUGUCAAGGAGCCCUCCACCAGCAGCAGUGGAAAGAGUAGCCAAGGCAGCAGUAUGGAGAUUGAGCCCACCACUCCCGAACACCCACCUCUGACACCCACUGUUGGUGGCAGUGGAGGUUUGCGUCCCGAGGACCCUCUGGCUAUGAGCAACCCCUUUGCAGCAGCUAUUGCUGGGGCGGUUCGGGACCGGGAGAAGAGGUUAGAGGCCAGAAAGAACUCACCUGCCUUCCAGUCAAUAGACAUAGGAGAUGAUGACAUGGGUGGGCCUACUCCAACGCCCCGUCUGCGUCAUUCCAAGUCUAUUGAUGAAGGCAUGUUCAGUAGCGAUGAGCACCUUCGAAGGAUAAUGGCUCCCCCUUCCACAGCGCAGCUUGGGCCACCUGUCGGGGGUGGCAGUGGCAACAUGACAGAUUUCAAUAGCCCUGAACCCACAGUGGUGCGGGAGCCUCUGAACACUAGAACGGGCCAGUGUCCCAACCUGGACAGUCCUGUUAGUCUCCCAUCUACUCCCCCUAAGACCCACUAUAGUGCCAAUGGGACCUACCUCCAUCCUGUCACGGGCAAACCCUUGGAUCCUAAUUCACCACUUGCCCUUGCUCUGGCAGCACGUGACCGGGCCAUGAAGGAGCAGCAGAACCACCCACAGAAUCUGCCAACCAAUCCUCCCCAAGUUCAGUCGACUACCAAGCACGAACCCCAGUCCCUCCCCACUCAGUCAAGCCACAAACCAGACCUCAACCAGCCGCUGUUUAUCGACACCAAACUACGCUCCGGGAUAGAGACAGGUUUUGCUGCAAUUACCACAGCAACCAUGGGGCGGCCCGGCCGAGGCGGCCUGCGGAGGCAGAUGACAGAGCAGAAGUAUGAGUCAGACGGGGCACGGGAGGAGAGGCAGCAGCAGACAGCGGAGGAAAGGAAGGGCACACCAACGGACAUGGCAGACAUGUCACCUAAGUCAGCGGGGCUACUGAUGGUCCACACCAGCACAGAAACAGCCACCAAGGUCAAACUCAACGUCUCUGAGGUGGAGGGGCACGACAGCAACAGCCCAGCUGAGCUAAAGGACCCUAAUCACCCUGACCCCGUCAACACCUCUGUUCUCUCUAAUCCUCAGAUGCCCACAUCACGAAGGAGGAGUGUUCAUGCUGGAGAAUCCCUUGAUGAACCUGUCAAGCUGCCUUUCCGCAUCCCCCCUCCUCCUUUGGCCUCAGUUGAUAUAGAUGAGGAAUUUGUCUUCUCGGAGCCCCUUCCCCCACCCCUUGAGUUUGCCAACAGCAUCGACAUCCCUGAUGACCAGGCAUCCGCCAUUGCGGAGAUGCUCCAGCAGCAGAGGCGGAACGGAGCACCUGGUUUACCCCCCUACCACCCACAUGCUCCGCCACCUGUCACUGAGCAACACAAACGGAUGGCAAACUGUAUGCUCUCCAACUACCCUCCUCCCCCCGACUCCGAGGCAGGGGUGGGCGACUCGGGUAUCGAGGAGGUGGACAGCCGCAGCAGCGGGGACCCUCAGCACAUGGAGACCACCAGCACCGUCUCCAGCAUCUCUACCCUGUCGUCAGAGGGAGGCUUCUGCGACAGUGCACUGGAGAGCCUUUAUGCUGCCGCUGAUGGACAUGCCUUCCUUGUGGACCGGCCUCCUGUCCCACCCAAACCCAAAGUCAAGUCUGUCAUCAACAGAACCUCGCUUUACCAUGAUGCCCUCAUUGAAGAGCCUCCUGAGUCCUAUGGGUCACCACCCCAAGUCCCUCCCCCUCCCCCUGGAUCUUCCUCUUCCUCUGAAGCUCCUAGGACUCCCACCCAGAGGACAUCCAAGCUGUGGGGUGAUCAGCCCCCGGAGCUCCGGAGCCCUCCAUCCACACCAGAGACCAAGAACACGGUUAUCACUGAGCUGAGCUCCAUUCUGCAGCAAAUGAAUCGCGACAGGCCGCCCAAGCCGGGGGAAAGCCUUGACUCCCCCACGGGGACCAGGGGAGGCUUUGGAACAAGGCCACCCACAGAAGACUCAGGAAUGCGUAACAACAGCGCCGCCGCCGCCCUCACCUCCACCCCUCCCAGCAGCCUCCCCUCGCAGCCCCGCCCCUGCAGCCCGCCGGACUCCGCCUCCUCCCUGACGCCCUGCUCCUCGCUGCCGCCCUCCGUGUCGCCCACUCUCACCGACGUCUUCGGCCUGCCCACCCCGCCCAUGGGCAGCGGGGGCGGCUACAGCCUGAGCUCCUCGUGCGGCGGCAGCGGAAGCUCGCGCUCCCCGUCGCCGCUCACGCUCAUGCAGGCGGUGGCGGCGUCCGGCAAGCCGUUCGCCUCCAAGCCCAUGGAGCUGUGGAGCAAGCACGACGUGGCGGACUGGCUGGAGAGCCUCAACCUGGGGGAGCACAGGGACGCGUUCCUGGACAACGAGAUCGAAGGUGCCCACCUGCCCUCCCUGCAAAAAGAGGACCUGAUAGACCUGGGCGUGACGAGGGUGGGCCACCGCAUGAACAUCGAGAGGGCCCUGAAGCUGCUGCAGGACAGAUAAGCCCCGAGGAGAGGGGGUCGUGACGAGGGGAGUCAGGGCAGAGGAGAGGGAGGUGUCGCUGAUCACUUUUACCGAUCUCUUCAUCAGACGCAAUCGCAAGUUGUGGAACUGGGGUAGAAGUAUUGUCCAACCUGACGCUGCCUCUUGCUGUUUUUGUCCUCUCUCAUCCUCCUUUGUCGCCCUCAUCUCCGUGUGCCGGUCUUGUCCUCACUCUUCCUCCUCCCCGCUGUCCUGAGCAUCAGGGGAUCAUGGGACGUUUGGGAGGGAUUGCAAGGAGAGAGAAGAGAAUAGCUGCUACGUCUCAUCCAGGACGAAGAAAGCAGAGGGGGCCAGGAGGAAGGACCGUCCAGACAAACUCUGGAAUACUUUGUCCUCAAAACACUUUGGAUUACUGGAAGAACAAACUUAACAAUCCUGGUCUGGACGUUUCUUUGACAUAAAUGACUUGUGCUCACCCAACUGCUUUGGAAUACUGAAGACUUUUUCCAGCCACCCCGGUGCGGGUGCAUGAAAAACCAGCUGAGCUGGUCGUUGCUCCUUUUCUAUCUUUGCUAGAGUUUGUUCAGAGAAUAAUAUUUCUUCACUAGAGUCCUACCGGAGUUAUAUUUCUGGGUGCAUCUAAGGUUGUAGAGAAAAUUUGAGAUAGACUCCCUUUUUUUGCUUUUCACCUGUUUGUGUCAAAAUGAGAACAUUAGCCGACGUGUUAAAACUGAACACUAAACCAUAUCUUGUGUCCACACACACACACAGAGGUAUUCACAGUGCCACAUAACUGACGCACACACACACAUCCAAACAAGAAUACACACUUUACUCACAAACACACUUGGCAUGUAUACACACACACACACACACACACACACACCGUUACUACGAUGGCCUUCUUCUCCUGAGAGAGAGCACAGCACGGUGAGCGCUGGUCCCUCGAGAAGCUCCACUGUAGCAGGUGCCAGUGUGUCGGGGCCACGCAGCCCCUCGCCAACCUCCACCCACCCCCGCGCCCACCCUCAGCACCUCAGCAUCCAACAAGGUCAAAACACAGGACAGGACAUUACUGCCACGUGGUUUAACUAGUUCAGAGAAAAACAGUAAAAAUAAACAAAUAACGGACCAGAUUAUCACAAAUUCCCACCUUUGAAAUGGUUGAUAGCGGCUUUUCUGGCUGUCAUUGCAGUGUUGUCCUCUCCCGGCUUGUUUAAAAUUUUUACCCUGUUCUGUAUGGAAGAGAGUAUGUGUGUAUGUGUGUGUGUCUGAGU